CGAAGAAGAAAAACGAGAACUACAUUAACCAGAGUUCUUUGCGAACGCAUGUCGGAAGCUGGUGAUGAGGUCAAAAACAAAACCGGCCGGCAAGUGGUAGCCAGUCCACGCGUGGAGACCUGCUGAAGUGCCACGAAUGGCUCUCCGGCUGCUCAAAGUCCCCACUCUGGCAACAGCAGUGUUUGCCUCUUCCGGAUUUUACCUCUACAAUAGACGACUUGAUUUCAAUGAUCUAAGUUUGAUCCGCUUUGGACGAGCUGCUGCAACUACUGCUGUCAUCAGCUAUGACUAUCUGACUGCUUUCAAAUAUGUGGAAUAUGGCACAGAGGAAUAUUGGGCCGUCAAGUCCAAGGUACAUCGACGUUCAGCAGAGCGUCUUCGAGAUCUGUGCUGUGCAAAUCGUGGUACCUUUAUCAAGGUCGGACAGCACCUUGGUGCACUGGAUUAUCUCCUUCCGGAAGAGUACACAUCCACGCUGAAAGUACUCCAUAGUCAAGCUCCUCAAAGCAGCAUGGAAGAGAUCGAGCAGGUCAUCAGAGAGGACCUUGGCAAAGAGCUGUCCGAGUUGUUUGCUUUCUUUGAUGAGACGCCUCAAGGAGCUGCCUCUUUAGCCCAGGUCCAUAAAGCAGUGCUGUAUGAUGGGAGGACGGUGGCUGUUAAGGUCCAACACCCCAAAGUCCAACAACAAAGUUCCAAAGACAUACUGGUGAUGGAGAUGUUGGUAAGAGGAGUCCAUUGGCUUUUCCCUGACUUUGCCUUUAUGUGGUUGGUAGAAGAGGCGAAGAAAAACAUGCCGCUGGAGCUGAACUUCCUUAAUGAAGGACACAAUUCAGAAAUUGUUUCAAACAAGCUGGCCCACUUGACCUUUCUCAAGGUUCCUCUAAUCCACUGGGACUUGUCCACGAAGAGGGUUCUGACCAUGGAAUUUGCUGACGGAGGGCAAGUCAAUGACAGGGAGUACAUGAAGGCGCAUGGCAUCAAUGUCAAUGAGAUUUCAGAAAACCUGGGCAAGAUGUACAGUGAAAUGAUUUUCAUCCACGGCUUUGUUCACUGUGACCCCCACCCUGGCAAUGUGUUGGUUCGAAAGUGUCAAAAAAGCAAGAAGACCGAGAUCAUCCUACUCGAUCAUGGCCUUUAUCAGGUCUUACAACCAGACUUCAGAGUAAACUACUGCCGGCUCUGGCAGGCUCUGAUUCAACAGGACAUGCCCGGGGUGGAGCGUUACAGUCGCAAACUGGGAGCUGGUGACCUAUACCCACUGUUUGCUUGUGUACUCACCGCUCGUUCCUGGACUGCCGUCAACUCUGGUAUCAGUUCUGUGCCUGUCACACUCUCAGAGGAUGUCGAAAUACGGACCAACGCAGCUCUUUACCUGCCCCAAAUCAACGACCUGUUGAACAGAGUUCCCCGGCAGAUGUUGCUGUUAUUGAAGACCAAUGACCUAUUGAGAGGAAUUGAAACCACGCUACAAACAAGAGCGUCGUCGUCCUCCUUCAUCAAUAUGUCGCGCUGCUGCAUACGUGCUUUGGCCAGACAUAAAAGGAGUAAGAUUGAAUCCAGAAGGAGACGUCUGCAAAUCACACUGACAGAGUGCUUCAACCUCUGCAGACUUAGUAUGUAUGAGUUAUUUCUAUGGUUGAAGGGUUCUCUGUUGGGACUCAGGGUUUCUAAUCUACUCGCAUUUUUACACUGAGACAUAUUCAAAUUCUACAACUUGUAGAUGCACACCGAAUCUCUAUCUGCUUGUCUACUUGUCUCACAAAUUACUUAGUGGUUUACAUGUUAAUGUUGGAAAAUGAAGUCAAUACUAUAUCCAGUACUGUUAAGUACCGACACAUGUUUGAGUAUUUGGAUCAAACCAACCUUUGGACCAUUGAUGCGGUGCAAUCAUAUCAUACCUCAGGAUGCUACAGUUGUAUCCAGUAUUUGCUGUAAACUCAAGGUAGUAAUUAUUUGUUUAACAAACGCGAGUUACUGAGUCAAUCAUUCCACUAAUCACAUUCUUGUGGAAAGAUCAUUAACACACAAACACA
Hippocampus comes (tiger tail seahorse) is the source of this 2033-nucleotide messenger RNA. RefSeq names its product aarF domain containing kinase 1 (gene adck1). Gene Ontology annotation, biological process: lipid homeostasis; mitochondrion organization. NCBI's taxonomy places the organism in Eukaryota, Metazoa, Chordata, Actinopteri, Syngnathiformes, Syngnathidae. The transcript has 11 exons. The record is from RefSeq and is a predicted model, not a curated record. Gene Ontology annotation, cellular component: mitochondrial inner membrane. The coding region runs from base 137 to 1693 and encodes 518 amino acids.